Erinaceus europaeus (western European hedgehog) is the source of this 3087-nucleotide messenger RNA. RefSeq names its product prostaglandin I2 receptor (gene PTGIR). Gene Ontology annotation, biological process: positive regulation of cytosolic calcium ion concentration; adenylate cyclase-activating G protein-coupled receptor signaling pathway; inflammatory response. The coding region runs from base 935 to 2101 and encodes 388 amino acids. Gene Ontology annotation, cellular component: plasma membrane. The transcript is spliced from 2 exons. The record is from RefSeq and is a predicted model, not a curated record. Lineage: Eukaryota; Metazoa; Chordata; Mammalia; Eulipotyphla; Erinaceidae. Gene Ontology annotation, molecular function: prostacyclin receptor activity.
ACAGAUAGCAGAGACUCUCCCGGAGCCAGAGGGGACAGACGACGGACCGACAGACGGAGCAUCGGUGAGAGACAGAGACUUGCAGAGGUGUGGUGAGGAGGGGACCCGGGCUAGUGAAGGUGCAAAGGGUAUAGAGAGGGAGAGAAGGAAGGAGGCAGCAGAGAGAGAGAGCCAGCAAGAGACAGAGAGGAGGAACUCAGGACGCAGAGAGGGAAGAAGAGAGAGGAGAGAAAUAGAGGAAAUGAAAAGAGCAAGAGGGGGAGAGAGCGAGAGCCUAACUCUAACUGAGGCAGAGUUACAGCAAGAGACAGACAGAACUAGGAAUAUAAAACAACAACAACAACAAUAAUAAUAAAGCUAGGGAUAUAUAGAGGAGGAGACAGAGAUAUCAAGAGAAGAAAAGGAAGGGAAGAAUUUGGGGACACAGAGAGAGGGGGGGGGUGACAGAGACUCACCAGAGAGGGAAGGAAGAGACACAGAAACACAGAGGAGACACAGAGACAAGAGAGAAGAGAGCAACACAGGCGAGAGAGAGUGAAGGAAACCAGGAGGCAUAGAGGGGAGGGGGGCUGACAGAGAGAGAGAGCAGAGAGGGAAGGAGGAGACACAGAUUUAGAGGGGGAAGAGAGACAGAGAGAUAGAAGAGAAAAACACAGACAAGAGAGGAAAGGGGGAGACACAGACACAGAAGGAAGGAAAGGGAGAGAAGAGAAGAACAAUAAGGAGAGGAGAGGAAUAAAGAGCAGAGCAAUAAAGAGGAGAGAAGAGCAGCGCAGACCCCGGCUGCAGGCCUCACCAUGGGGAGAGCACAGCUGGGACUCUGAACAAGCUUGGGAGACACACCCAGCUCCCCGUCCAGGACCCUCCUCUCCAGCCACCCCUAUUGAGCCCCCCAAAGCCCAGGUCACACCCCCACCCCAGGAGGGAGGCCAGGAUGGCCGACUCCUGCCGCAACCUCACGUAUGUGCGGGACUCCGUGGGCCCGGCCACCAGCACCCUGAUGUUCGUGGCGGGCGCGGCGGGCAACGGGCUGGCCCUGGGCAUCCUGGGCGCACGGCGGGGCCGGGGGCGGCGGCCCUCAGCCUUCGCGGUGCUGGUGACCGGGCUGGCGGUGACCGACCUGCUGGGCACGUGCUUCCUGAGCCCGGCCGUGUUCACUGCCUACGCGCGCAACAGCUCGCUGCUGGGCCUGGCGCGGGGCGGGCCGGCGCUGUGCGGGGCCUUCGCCUUCGCCAUGGCCUUCUUCGGGCUGGCGUCCACUGCGCUGCUGUGCGCCAUGGCGGUGGAGCGCUGCCUGGCGCUGAGCCACCCCUACCUGUACGCGCGCCUGGAGGCGCCGCGCCGCGCCCGCGCCGCCCUGCCGGCCAUCUACGCCUUCUGCGCGCUCUUCUGCGCGCCGCCGCUGCUCGGCCUCGGCCUGCACCAGCAGUACUGCCCCGGCAGCUGGUGCUUCCUCCGCCUGCGCUCCGCCGAGCCGGGCGGCUGUGCCUUCUCCCUGGCCUAUGCCAGCCUCGUGGCCCUGCUGGUGGCCGCCAUCGUGCUCUGCAACGGCUCGGUCACCCUCAGCCUCUGCCGCAUGUACCGCCAGCAGCGGCGCCACCGGGGCCACCACCUGCAGGCCGCCGUGACCCGGACCCGCGUCGGUGAGGACGAGGUGGACCACCUGAUCCUGCUGGCCCUCAUGACCGUCAUCAUGGCCGUGUGCUCUCUGCCGCUCACGAUCCGCGGUUUCACCCAGGCCAUCGCCCCAGACAGCAGCGAGAUGGGGGACCUCCUGGCCUUCCGCUUCAAUGCCUUCAACCCCAUCCUGGACCCUUGGGUCUUCAUCCUCUUCCGCAAGGCUGUCUUCCAGCGCCUGUGGCUCUGGUUCUGCUGCCUGUGGCCCAGGCCUGCCCAUGGGGACUCACAGAUGCCCCUUGACCGUCCCAUCCUGGGGAGGAAGGAGCAGGGGGUCCCCACCUCUGUUGGUGGGAAAGAGGGGAACUGGGUGCCUCUGUCCACCUGGGGUGAGGGACAGGGCACCCCUGGGCCUCCUGCACCCCUCUCCACAUCCUCGGGCAGCACCAAAGUGUCCUCCCAUGCCCUCUGCUCCCUGUGCUGACUGCCCCUGCCUGCUCUUUGGGGGCAGAGUCAGAAAAAUGGGUGCAUCACAGACAGGCAGAGAAAGGAAUCCUAGAGCCUUUGCCUGCAGAACCGAACUGACUUCCCACCCCUGAAUUCAGGGGGUCAUUCGCUGCUAUUUCUCCUCCUUCAGGUCAGGCCCCAGGGCAAACUGUGGGGGUCUGGGUGGGGGUAGGGGUGGAGUGGAGGAGAGGGCACAAGGUGGUGGUGGUGGUGGGGGGGUGGUUCUUUGUCCCAGAACAUGAGAGAACUGAGAGGAAUCAGUGGCCCUCGCUGGCCUAUCCUCACUGUCUAAAUAUUUAGAACGUGGAUACUUCCAGCCGCUUCUGUACAACCAUUGGGUCUGCUGGGAUGGGGUUCUAGUUCUGAUCCUUAUUAUUCAGGGUGCCCCAGCUGCUCCCCCACCUCCCCACCUCCAGAUCCUCUUCUCCCAAGCUGCACCGAGAGCCUUCCCUCUCCCCCUGGAAGCUGGGGACUCCGGGAUGAGCUCGCUGCCACCCCCUCCUUUGAAUUUACCCCCAGAUUUGGGAGUCCUGCACCUCUCCCAUCCCCUUUGUGGGGAGUGGGAAGGGGACUUCUGGACUGCCUGUGACAAGGCUGGGCAGGUGCCCAAGGACACUGCAUGGCACAGAGGGGAACUGGGUGGGUGGAGGGAGCUCGAGGACUAAAGGGUGGGGGGCAUGGAACCCAGGGACCUCCCCCAAACGCAGACCUGAGUCUUGUGUCUGUCCCUGAAUAAACAGCUGCUUCCUCAUGGAACCUGACUUCAUGUCUAUGUCCUUGGAACAACAAAAGCAUUGGGGUUAUUCAUUCAUUCACAUAUUCAUUCAUUCAAUGAAUAGUGGGUGCUGACUUUGCCAGGUGUUGGGGUACAGAUGGGUCCUCUGCCUGGCACUGGACUCCGCUGAAUAUUUUCAGCCUUUGAAAGAAAGCCCCCUUUCUAGGAGUCGGGCGGUAGCGCAGCGG